UUACCACCAUUUUCGAAACUAAACCCAAGUAUUAUCCCCAACCCCAUCUAGGAAAGGCCACACUUUUGCCUGCCGAUUUUGCAGACUAAGCUCUGCGCAGCAGCUGGGCAAGGCGAUGAUGCCAAGUUGCGGAAUUCGACGCUUAAACUCCCGUCCAUGGCUUCACAACUUUUGCACGACGGCGUCUCCGUCUUUCUCAUCCGCAUUUUCCAUGUCCUCUCCUCCCCCGCCUCAAACAUCUGAAGGUACGGGACAGACGCUGCCAAAGAAGUCUCAGUCCUAUUUUCCUAAGAAAGGACAAACAUUGGAGCUGGCUUGCGAGAGCUUGGCUUUCAAAGGGAAAGGUCUUUGUAAAGUAGAAGAAAGUGGGUUCGUUGUCAUGUGCGACAGAGCUCUACCCGGAGAGCGUUUCCUCGGCCGUGUCACUCGCAAGAAGGAUAACUAUGCCGAGGUAACCAAAAUAAAGACUAUAUCGCCACAUUGGGACUCAGUGGAAGCCCCUUGUGAAUAUGCUUCAUACUGUGGAGGUUGUAAAACACAGAAUCUGUUGUAUGAGGCACAAGUUAGGGCGAAGGAGCAACAAGUUCAUGAGCUGGUACGACAUGUUGGGAAGGUUCCUGAUAAAGAAUUGGUUGAAUUUAACGUAAUGAAGCCAAUCAUUCCAUGCGAUAUUCAGUUUCAUUACAGGAACAAGAUGGAAUUUUCAUUUGGAAAUCAUGAAUGGCUGCCAGAACCCCCAGAAGAUAAACAAAGAACUAAUAGCUAUGCUCUGGGAUUGCAUGCUCCUGGAUUCUUCGAUAAAGUUCUGAAUGUCAACAAUUGCUUGCUGCAAAGUGAGCCUGCUAACAAGGUUCUCAAAGUUAUUCAAGAUUGUUGGAGAGACCCAGAAUUGAGCAUUACUCCAUAUGACGUGUAUUCUCAUAUGGGGUUUCUUAAGCACUUAAUGCUAAGAACAGGCAGGGAUGUUGAUAGCCUGCUGCCUGAAAUUAUGGUUAAUUUUGUGACAUCGGAAUACAAGCCAGAGCUUUUGAAGCCCCUCGUAGAGAAAAUUAAAAGCAUUCCUGAAGUGGUGAGCGUUGUAAACAAUGUAAAUUCUUCUGUUAGUAAUACAUCAGUUGGAGAGGAAGAAUAUGUAUUGUUCGGAAAAUCUUCAAUCACAGAAAUGUUAAGGGGGCUAACAUUUCAAAUUUCAGCAAAUUCCUUCUUCCAGACAAAUUCAUUCCAGGCAGAGGUUCUUUAUGGUGUUGUUGAAGAUUAUGCUGGUCUAAGAGGAGACAAAUCAGAAAUUGUUCUCGACCUUUUCUGUGGCACAGGCACAAUCGGCUUGACACUUGCCAAAAGAGUCAAACAUGUUUAUGGCUAUGAAGUUGUUCCUCAAGCUGUUGCUGAUGCUCAUAGGAAUGCUAAACUGAACAACAUCUCAAAUGCUACAUUUGUCCAGGGUGAUCUGAAUAAGAUUGAUGAGAAUUUUGGGAAGAAUUUUCCCAAGCCUGAUAUUGUCAUAACAGAUCCAAACAGACCUGGUAUGCACAUGAAGUUGAUUAUGUUUUUAUUGAAGUUGCAAGCCCCUCGAAUCAUUUAUGUAUCGUGCAACCCAGCAACCUGUGCACGUGACCUGGAUUAUUUAUGUCAUGGCGUGGAAGGAAAAAAUGUGAAAGGAUGCUAUAACUUAACGAAGCUACAGCCAGUAGACAUGUUCCCUCAUACCCCUCACAUUGAGUGUGUUUGCCUCCUGGAGCUUAGUGAUCAAGAACAUUAGGGUUAUUACGGGAAUUUGAGAGUUUUAGAGAAUCGACGAAGAGUUUGCAAGUAUUUAAUUCUCGGCCUUAUGAUCAUGUUCUUUGUUUUUGGUUAGCUUGCUUGUCAAGGCCAAUGAACCCGAUGAAUUCAAGGAGUGUUAAUUAUAGAUAUAUUCUUGUGAGUGUUCUACAUCACAAUCAAUUGACAAUGAUUUUAUUUUUUUGACGAGAAAACAAAGGGUCUUUGAGAUUGAGCUGCUCUAAGACUAGAACACUUGUAAGUGUCAUGGCUUCAAUCACUUGCACUUGGAGCUAUGGAAGGAGAAAGGGCAUGGUAGAAAUAAGUCAAUGAAUUUUUAUAUUUGUAGUGUUUUGAAUGUUAAUUUGCUAACAGAGAGAUGAUAGCCAUGUAUUCAUAUUAUUGAAACUUCAUUUUCAAUGUCAAUUUUAAGAUUGGAUUUGCUGAC
Molecule: messenger RNA, 2206 nt
Organism: Impatiens glandulifera
Lineage: Eukaryota; Viridiplantae; Streptophyta; Magnoliopsida; Ericales; Balsaminaceae
Exons: 10
Coding region: 116-1759 (547 amino acids)
Biological process (GO): RNA processing
Source: RefSeq, a predicted model, not a curated record